This is a messenger RNA of Artibeus jamaicensis (Jamaican fruit-eating bat), 829 nucleotides long. RefSeq names its product testis-specific H1 histone. The transcript has a single exon. The record is from RefSeq and is a predicted model, not a curated record. Lineage: Eukaryota; Metazoa; Chordata; Mammalia; Chiroptera; Phyllostomidae. The coding region runs from base 1 to 792 and encodes 263 amino acids.
AUGGCUGAAGUGGCCGAGGCCUUGGCUGAGGCCACCGAGCCAAGUGGCAAAUCCCAAGAUGCUGCAGUUAAAACCAAGCAGCCCGCUGAAAAAAUCUUCAGGGCACCACUGAAGCGGGACUCGCACUUCACGCUUAGAGUGUCCGAGGUGUUGCUCAGAGCCAUCACCUCCAUCACCUCGCACAAUGGGCUGCCUCUGGCCACUCUCAAGAAGGAGCUGGGACAGGCUGGUUACCAAAUGCGCAGAAAGUGGUGCCGCUCUGGAGAAAUGCCCAAGUCUGAUUUUAAGGGCACACUCAUGAGGAUCAGCGGCAGCAACGGCUCUGGCUAUUUCAGGGUCUGGAAGAUUCCGAAGCCCAAGAGAAAGCCAGGACGCCCGAGGUUGGAGGAGGGCGUUGGGUCCCCGAGGAGGACCCCUGUGGGGUCACGGGUCCCACGGAAGUGCCGUGUGCGCCGCGUGGCGGCCAAGAAGGCCAGGCAAGAAUGGAGACGGAAUGCGAGGGCGGAGACUGCCUUGAAGUCAAGGCCAAGACCCAAGAACCCGAGGCGUUCCAGAGCUAAGGAGGAAAGAAAGACCAAGGUGACUGUUGAAGGGAAAGGACAGACCAUGAAGGAAGACAAGCCUAGGACUCAAGACAAGAAGAGGCCAAGGGAAGAGAAGACGCAGGACCCCGAGAAGCCGGUAAAACGGACCAUCCAGAGGUCACCUUCAGUUAAAACUAUCUCAAGGGCUGCUCGCACAAAGACUUCCACUAAACCCGAAAGCCCUCGGAAUGCAGCUGGGAAUCCUUAGUGUGGGAGCAACUUCCCCUCCUCCAGGCCUAGAUGCU